UUCCCCUCCGCAUCGCUCGAUCCAACUCCUCCCUCUCCCUCGUCUGGCCUCUCCUAUCGCUCGAUGUCGCUCGGUCCUCUCUAGGGUUCGCCGCCCGCCGCCGUACCCCGCCGCCCUGCUCCGCUGUUGCCCCUCCCUCCGCCUGCCUCGCCCCCCUCCCCUACACUCACCCCUGUCCGAUCUGGAUCUGGAUGAGUCGUUGCCUCCCGUUCCUCUCAUCGCGUCCCUUGUGCCAGCCAUGGAAGAGGGGAGGAAGAAGGGGAGGGAGAGCAAGGAGGAGGAGGAGGAAGAAGAAGAAGCUUCUCUGUAGAAUCAGCCGAUCGGGCGGGGCUCUUGAUCUUGGCUAGCGAGAAUGCGGUAGAUCUCGUCGAUGCUGCAGGGCCUGGUCCGUUCCCAUGUCUCUGGGAAAGGAGAGGAAGGUGGAGGAGGAGCAACGCUCUGGGGCGAGGGCUCUGAGACGUUCGCCGCCGCGUGCUCCCGCCGCGGCGAGAAGGGCACCAACCAGGACACCUCCAUCGUCUGGGAGGGAUACGGGUGCCAGGACGACACCAUCUUCAGCGGCGUCUUCAACGGGCACGGCCAGUGGGGCCACUACGUCGCCAAGGCCGUCCGGGAGUCGCUGCCGCAGUCGCUUCUGUGCCACUGGCAAGAGGCUGUCGCGCUGGCGUCGCUCAUCGACGGCGAGAAGAGGCUCAGCGACUGCCAGUUCGACCUCCUCAGGCAGUCCUACCUGGCCGCCGCCGCCGCCAUGGACGAGGAGCUCCGCCGGAGCCGGCGCCUCGACGCCGUCAACAGCGGCUGCACGGCUCUGUCCAUCGUGAAGCAGGGCGACCUGAUGGUGGUCGCGAACGUCGGCAACUCGCGGGCCGUCCUUGCGACCACGUUGGACGCGGGGACAUCACGGCCGUCCAACUCACCGUCGACUUCAAGCCCGACUUACCCUAGGAGAAGGCGCGCAUCAUGCAGUGUGAGGGCCGCGUGCACUGCCUCGACGACGAGCCCAGCGUGCACCGGGUGUGGGUGCCCCACCGGGAGGCGCCGGGGCUGGCCAUGUCGCGCGCGUUCGGCGACUACUGUGUCAAGGACUACGACGUCAUCUCGGCACCGGAGGUGACGCAGAGGAGGAUCACCGCCCGGGACCAGUUCGUCAUCCUGGCCACUGACGGGACAUGGAGUAGUAAUUGCUGGGACCAGAUCCAUGCACCAUCAUCUGAAACCCAUGUAUUCAUGAGGUCAAACUAAGUAGUUGUGGCAGCUUUGGAUGAGACAACCCAAUUCCUGGUAAAUUGGACAUCAUCAAUGAGUUUGUCGAGUUUGACUGAACUCUCACACUUUGAACAUGCUCUAUUUAAAGCAAGGCCAUCCCUGUCAUAACAGAUACAGUAAAAUGCCAACACAUAUAUGAUUGAUGUUAUGACAGUAUACUUGACUUUGGGGAUGACGAGAUCGACGGAAGCAACACGAGCCCACAACUCAUGAAUUCAGCGGCGUCUGCAUGCCCUACAUGUAGUUGUGCACCUCCUCCUCCUGUUUUCUUGCAUGUGAUCAAUGGUUUCAGAUCUCUAUUUAUCACGGAUUAGAAUAUAUAUUCUGUAACAAUGCUUUCCUACAUUUGUAUUUUUUAUUGUUAUCAUCUAGAAGAUUAUAUUCUGUAUGAAUGCUUUUAACAAUGCUUCGUCAGGCCGUUCCCGCUGAUGCUAUUGUUCAUGCCGUCCCCCCAGUGCCUAGCAUCACCGGCAACAAGUUCAGCACUGUCUGACAAGGUGCCCUGCAGGGACAACCUGACACGGCCAUUGCUCACCCACGUUCGAAUCUGAAUCGCAGAGGAGAAGGCGCGCAUCAUGCAGUGCGAGAAGACUAGACGACAGUCAACCUCCGUCGACCUGUCAUCGAACUUCAGUAUGCUUGCUUUGUUCUCUGAAACUGAAUUCAGACCUUGAGUACUACUUUUACUUGAAAGGAAAUAUGUGCGUGAUUCCACCAACUUAUGCCAAAAUGCAUAGCAUAGCUUGGUAUACACGAUUUGCAAUCUGAACGUUUUUCUCUGUGUCGUCGUCCUGCUUUCUGGUUCUCUGUUAUCUGUCAUCUUAUAUCUCUGAAUUGUUGUUGGCUGCAUGCGCAGCUGCUUGAGGCAGGAGCAGUGACUAGCAUUGACCAGUAGGAGCAAGAAGCAGCGACAGCUACCAUUGCUGGCUUAGCUAGCUGCUAGGUUGCCUCUCUCUUUCCCUCAUAUAUGUGGGUUUGCAACAGCCAAAAGUACCCUCGUGAUUCUUUAUUUUCACUAACAAUCCAUAUUUGGAUGCCUUCUUUCUACCCAGCUUCGGUUACUUGCGACGGGUUGUGGGCUGCAAGUUAGAAGAAUCGACUGGGGGGAGAAGGUGCUUCAUGCUGAUGGUGUAUAUAAGCUUGGCAUAGUGAAGAAGCAUUGCAAGACUCCAUCAGAAAAUGGACCCGCGGUAGACUGCAUCCGCAUCGGCGCACGGGAGAUGCCGACAUUGGACAGCGGCAGAGUGUGCAGAGUCUGCCUUCUGACGGAUCUUCACCACCAACUGCCAUGCUCUCUGCCAUCCUUCCCGCUCCUCCCCAUCUCUAUGCCACAGCUCGCAGGCUAGCCCAUCCUCUGCUGCCUUCCUUUCUGCCUCACCUCCCCUGAACUAUCGACCUUCUUUUGUGAGACAGGAACUUGGGCGUGGUUCAGUCUUUUUUUGGAGGCUCAGUUCAGUCUGUGGUAUGGUUCGGUUCAAUGAAAGAACGAAGAUGACUUGCGUGACCCGCUCCUGUGUGAGAUAGCAAAUUGGGCUUGCAGUCCGGGCUUGCAGAGUUGCAGUUCAGUUAUGGUGUGGUUAAGUUGAGAGUAAAAGAUUCUCUCAAAUAAAAGUUGAGAGUAAAAGAAAGAAAAAGCAAAAGAGAGAGGAUAAGAAAUGUGUGCUAGAGAAAAAAUCCUUCCAUUUUUUUACUCUCCACUGCACCUGGGCUUUCAUUAGCUGCGGAAAUGGUUAGAUAUGGUGCGGAAAUGGUGUUCAGUUCCAAGGAUAGCACAAUAACAGAUGAGGAUGUUGACAGAAUUAUAGCUAAAGGAGAAGAGACAAAAGCAGCGCUGGAUGCAAAGAUGAAAAAAAUUCACAGAGGAUGCCAUUAAGUUUAAAAUGGAUGACAGUAUGCACCUCUCUCUCUCUCUCUCUCUCUCUCUCUCUCUCUCUCUCUCUAAAUGUAACAUGGGUGAUAAUUUGGGCCUUGUGUGGAAAUUUUGCUCAACGAUAGAAAUGCUAGACUCGCAUGUGUAGGAAUUUAUGAUAAAAAAACAUAGAUAUUAAAAGUAUACACACCUGACAGAAACAAUAAAAGUGUAUACAUAUACUAAAUAUGGUUCAUAAAAAAUAAUAUUUUUUAUACUUAACUUUCAUAUACUAAGGGUAUCACAAUAAAAUUGAGAGAAAAAAACAAAUAUACUUGAUUGAAGAAGGUUUGUUUGCAUUUUUUUCUCAUCAAAUAUACACGGUAAAUAUCUAUUGUUUUUCUCAUCUUAACAUAUGUUUUGUUUAUAUUAAUCCCUAAUAUUUCUCAUAUAAAAAAUAGUUAGUAGGACUUGAGAAGCGUCUGAAACUUGCAUGGACAUCGCUUAGUUUGUUACAUGGACAUGUCGUUAGUCUUUUUUUUGUUAUCAAUUUUCAUUGCAAAAUGGACUUCAAUUAUUCAAUAAUUGUGUUUGUGUUAUAUUGUUUGUACAUGUGAAAUUUAACAUGUAACUCUUGUAAACUUUUUUAAGAGCUCGUGGCAACGCACGGGCACUCUACUAGUAAGUAGUAGUUUUUUUUGGUCUUUGUUUGGUAACCCAUCAUUAGUGCGUCUACCACUGCAAACCUGUAGUUCAGCUAUGUAGGGCCACUUAGGCCUUCCACUAUGUAGGCCAAAAGUGAUGCCAAAUACAUUUUUGCUUCAUUUGGCA
This is a messenger RNA of Triticum aestivum (bread wheat), 3946 nucleotides long. RefSeq names its product probable protein phosphatase 2C 48. Lineage: Eukaryota; Viridiplantae; Streptophyta; Magnoliopsida; Poales; Poaceae. The record is from RefSeq and is a predicted model, not a curated record. Gene Ontology annotation, molecular function: protein serine/threonine phosphatase activity. Gene Ontology annotation, biological process: protein dephosphorylation. The transcript has 7 exons. The coding region runs from base 371 to 1114 and encodes 247 amino acids.